This is a messenger RNA of Lycium ferocissimum, 2514 nucleotides long. RefSeq names its product thioredoxin-like fold domain-containing protein MRL7L, chloroplastic. The record is from RefSeq and is a predicted model, not a curated record. Lineage: Eukaryota; Viridiplantae; Streptophyta; Magnoliopsida; Solanales; Solanaceae. The transcript has 6 exons. Gene Ontology annotation, biological process: regulation of DNA-templated transcription; chloroplast organization. The coding region runs from base 1017 to 2048 and encodes 343 amino acids. Gene Ontology annotation, cellular component: chloroplast stroma.
AUGAUUUGGAAUCCAGUCAUUUUGCAAAUAGAUUAAAAGAUUGUCAAGAUACUUGUUUUAAUGUACCUAGGAGUUGUAAGAUAGGUUCUUGAAGGCUGAUAUAUUUGGUUUCAGACAUGUCAUGUGGGAUACCAUAUACGAAUCAUGAUGGACGGACAAGUGGGGAAUAUGUUCUUUUGUGACGUCGAGAAGAAACUCUUCCUGAUUCUGCAAUAGUUAUUUUGGAGUAGUCUGUGUUGUAACUGGUGUUCUUACAGCUCUUUCUUUAGUCCUCUUAAGCUAACUCUAGGUUAUGAGUUAGGUUGGUAUUUGCACUACUCAUCAAUGGACACAUUUCAGUUUGAAAUACUGGUGUUCAAUUCUGAAUUGGGUGGCAGCUAUCUCUUCAGCUGUACCAUUUAUUUGACACUGUACUUUACAUUCCUUGGUCUCUGGGGUGAUUUUGGAGAUGCUAUUUGCUAGCUCAAUAGCGAUUGUUGACGAAAACGAAGUUCACCAUUUCUAAUAAAGUUGAGACACAGCACAAUUUGAAAAACUGGUGCAAUUUGCAAUUUGGUAGCAGCUAUUUCUUCUGUUGUACCAUUUAUUUGACACUGCACUAUUUUUCCCUUUGGUCUUGUGGCGAUCUUAGAGAUGCUCUUUGCAUUUUAAAUUGCGCUUGUUGAGGAAAUAAAGUAAUCAUUCCCCAUAUAUUAAUACCUGAGUAAUGACAAGGUAAUACAAAGAAAAUGCAUAAUCCUUCCAAGCUUCAUUCUAGAACUAUGUUUUCUUCUAUUUGACCUUGCAAGUUGAAACCAGCCGUUAUGUCCUGCAUAAGGUACUGGAUAAGAAAACACCGAUAAAGAAGUCGGAAAAAAAAAAUAGAAGAGCUGAUGUACCUGUAUUUCAACAGAACCAUAUGAACUUGAAAUUUAGCAAGUGGAAUAAAUUUCUUGUCAUAAUUAUGUUUUCUCUCUGUUAUCUUGUUUAGCUAUUGCAUGGAGUUUCUCAUAUGUUAUGUUACAACUUUUUAGUCAAUGGAAUUACAACACAGUCUAAGGCUGCAGCUUUUGGCCCCACCUUUAAAAGAGAAAUGCUUCAGAAGCUUCCCUUCAGUGUUUGGAGUUAUUCCUCAAAGGAGAAAAAAACUGAGAAGUUCCAUUAUCUCUUGCUCGAAUCUGAAUAAUUUUGGUCCGUCAGCACCAAACUUUUGGAGGUUCCAAUUACUGGUUCAUGGUCUCAGACAAAAGGGAUUAAAAGCUUCGAAGUUAGAAGAGUUGCUCAAAUUUGGUAAUGGAGAGGAGGAUGAAUCUGAUUCUGAGUCUGAUUCGGAUAGAGGUAAUGAGAGAGAUGAUUACUUUCAUAUGGAUGAGGAAGAAAGGCGGGAAUGGAGGAGGAAGAUAAGAGAUGUCAUUAAAAAUUCUCCGGAUGUUGAGGAAGAGGUGGAUCUUGUUGAGAGAAGAAAAAAGAUGCAAAAGCUUUUGGCUAAUUACCCUCUUGUUGUUGACGAGGAGGACCCUGAUUGGCCAGAAGAUGCUGAUGGACGGGGUUUUAACUUGGAUCAAUUCUUCAAUAAGAUCACCAUCAAGAAUGUUAAGAAAGAUGAUGAUGAUGAAAAUGAUGACAGCGACAAUGAAAUGGUAUGGCAAGAUGAUGACUAUAUUCGUCCAGUUAAGGACUUGACAACUGCAGAAUGGGAGGAGGCCGUGUUUAAGGACAUCAGCCCUCUUAUUGUUCUUGUUCAUAAUCGCUACAAAAGGCCUAAGGAAAAUGAAAUGGUUCGGGAUGAAUUGGAGAAGGCUAUCCACAUCAUCUGGAAUUGUAGGCUACCAUCGCCAAGGUGUGUAGCAAUUGAUGCUGUGGUUGAAGUUGACUUGGUGUCUGCUUUGAAAGUCUCUGUUUUUCCCGAGCUCAUCUUCACUAAAGCAGGGAAAAUCUUGUACCGUGAGGAAGCGAGCCGAACAGCAGAUGAGUUAUCCAAAAUGAUGGCAUUCUUCUAUUAUGGAGCUGCCAAGCCACCUUGUCUCAAGGGCAUCGAUAAUUCUGAAGAAUUAAUACCUACAAUUUAAGCAAGCAAUUAUCAGGAGCUUAUAGGUGCAGCAACAUGUUUUGGCUGUACAAUCGGUCACUAAGAUGGCACACCUCCUUUCUGAGUUCUUGGCAGUGUUUUAGUAGGUGAGAAAAAUGGAGUUCAUUUUGCUCUCUUCAAGAUUUCAGUAGGUGCAUUGCUCGUUCCCUUGGUCCUUAUGCUUGGUGCAGUGGUCCUAUUCAGUUUCAAAGUGGUUAUAAUUGCAUGAAGCUACAGGGUUGAAAAUGGUAGUUACUGAAAGAUGCCAGCCUAUUGUUUGUAUAAGGUAAUAGCUAGAUAUAAGUGUAAUAGCUAUUAUCUAGCUAAUGGCAUGCCAUUUGUGUUCAUUUCCUCAACUUUUCGAGUACAUAUCUAGAGGAAGACUAUAUUUUAGAUAGUAUUCUUUUUUUCAAACUCUCAUGGAAAUGUUGAUUUCUUGUAUACAUGGCCGAGCUAGUUUAGAGUAA